AUGCUUUCAUUACUAUUAUGCGCCACGGCCGCAGCAGCUGCCAGCAUAUCUGGUCUGCGAAAACUAAGCAAUCUAGUUACAUUUGGAGACAGCUAUACAGAUGAAGGACGUUUGAACUACAUCUUCAAUCACAACGCUCUCCCUCCUCCUGGCCAGCUAUUGCCGGUGAACAAUCAAACGUCGGUGGGCGGAUAUGCCUGGCCAAGACUCGUGGCGCAAAAAACGGGAGCCAAGCUCUACGAUUAUGCUGUCGCAGGUGGUAUGUGCUCUAACAAUGUUACUCAGCACUACCUGGGCAAUAUCAAUGGGCCAUUCCCGUCCAUCUUGGACUACGAGGUCCCGGCAUUCAAGACAGAUUUGGGGUAUAAAGGGUUAUACCCAGACCGAAGAGCAGAUAACACAGUUUACGCGCUGUGGAUCGGAACUAAUGACCUUGGAAUUGACGGAUUUCUGGGCGAAGAGCAGGUCCAGGGAGCUACAAUCACAGACUUUGUAGAGUGUGUCUGGAAAGCCUUCGACGGUGUGUAUAAGCUGGGAGGCAGGCAAUUCGUCCUGCUCAACGUGCUUCCGCUGCAACUUUCGCCCAUGUAUGCCUCCAUCCCCAAUGGUGGAGCUGGAAACAACGAAUAUUGGGGCAAUAAAGAGUCGUUUAACACCACAGAGACUCAGUAUAAGAUGGAGGAGUAUCUGACCAGCGCCAACACCAUGUUUGCCACGGGAGCGCCGUAUAAUCUACUUAUCAAGAAGCGUUGGCCAGGUGCGACAGUCAGCCUAUUGGACGUUCACUCGCUGUUGCUUGAUUUACGUGCGAACCCAUCCAAGUAUUACACUGAGCCUGUCAACAUUACCAGCUCGUGGAGGGGAUGCGGAGACUCAGGCUGCUAUCAGUCGACUGAGCCGCAGUCGAAUUUCGUGUGGUAUGACGAAGUGCAUCCAUCUGAGAGGACAUGCGAAUAUGUGGCCGACGAGUUCAUCAGCCUUUUGGAAGGAAAGUCGAAAUAUGGCGUCUCAUAUCACUAGCAUGAGUUGUGGGCAGAACCAAUGAAGAUAGAAAAGAAAAUCAAGUUGAUUGGAAUCGAGUUUGG
Messenger RNA from Trichoderma asperellum CBS 433.97, 1085 nucleotides. RefSeq lists its product as uncharacterized. The record is from RefSeq and is a predicted model, not a curated record. Lineage: Eukaryota; Fungi; Ascomycota; Sordariomycetes; Hypocreales; Hypocreaceae. Gene Ontology annotation, molecular function: hydrolase activity, acting on ester bonds.